Echinostoma caproni is the source of this 345-nucleotide messenger RNA. Lineage: Eukaryota; Metazoa; Platyhelminthes; Trematoda; Plagiorchiida; Echinostomatidae. The record is from the annotation of a GenBank genome assembly.
AUGAAGCCGGCUCAUCCUCUCCCAGGAGCCAGCCGUCCUAAAGUAAAAAAAGAGGUUCAAACAGAACAAUAUUUUUAUGCACUGUCGGAUCCCAAGCGUGAGGAUGUGCCGACACGUAAACGGCGCAUAAAGCGCGAUACUGACGAAUAUGUACCAGGUGAACAGUCUGAAAGUGAUUAUGAUCCAGCCGCCGUUUCACGACAAAAGCGUCGCAUGAAAAAUUUGGAAGAAAAAUUAGAAAACGAUCGUGCAAACACUAGUGCCUCAGAUGGAAACUCUGCCGCAGUUCCCUCGUGUCCUACCUCGACUACUGUCCAAGUCUCACCGAUUCCUCCACCAGCUAAA